GCUGAACACUGUCGCACGUGCUCUCGUACGCUGAACUCGUACGUUGUACUCGUCUCGGACAGGUCGCGUUCUUGGACGGGUUGUCAACACCCUUGCGGUGUAUACAGGGUGUAAUAAUUGUUUUUCGAUUGCGAUUAUUUGAAUCUGGGAACGAUUGUGCCGCGAACGAUUGCCGCUUAAUUUUCUUUCUCGUCUAACAAUCGUUGACGUAAAUUUGCCGAGAAAAAUAUCAAUAAGCUGAGUAAUAAUAAAUUGGAUUAAAAUAACGGGGUCUAUGUGCAAUUCAAGCUGUCGCAGGUGCGAGCAGCGGUGGACCGCGAAAGUUGUCAUCUCUGUGCGGAAAGAGGAGCACCCUAUGAACCCCCCCGACGGUGAGACUGCAGAGGAGGGCACUGCCCUCGACACGGCAUUUCAUGAACGUUGACCCCGCGCUUAAAUUCAAUUUAUUUAUAUGUAUAUACAUGCGUAAGUUAUACGCGCAUCGCUUUGUAGGUAUGAAACUAGUUUUGUGUAACGAGUGUGCAUGUAAUAACCGGACUAGCUUGUAGAUCAGCAGCGUCGCGUGACGUGUUUACGGGCUACGGUAAUAAUAAUAUUAAAUAAAGUAAUAACAACGAAAGCAUAAGCAACAAAAACGACAAAAUUAAUAAUAGUUAUUCAAUAUUAACGCUCGAGUGUUUGUGCGACGAGCGCGUGUUCAACUACACGUGCAUUGUGAUAACAACCCGUCCGUUGUACAUUGUGUGUGAAAAUAUCGAGGAACACAAAGAAAACGGACCUCGUCAUUGCCGCCGCAGUAUUGUUGCGAAGAUGAGGGGGGCUAAAAAGGAAACUGCACCGACCAGCGGUAUCGGCAUUAAAAUCGGCGACGAGGAUGUUCCAAAGAAAGGAGACUAUCACCUGAUUCCCGUGAAAUCUCCGACCGAUGAGAAUCGUCGUCCGAAGGCGAACGGGACUGCGAUUCGCGCGAAUGGCAAAGUAAAAUCUGCGCCUGCGGAGGGAGAACUGGUGCCACCGGAUGGAGGAUGGGGAUGGCUGGUGCUCCUCGCUUCCGUCACCGUCAAUGUUUUAAUCCCGGGUACAAUAAAAUCGUUCGGUGUGCUUUUCGUCGAGUUCCUUGAAGUCUUCAACGACUCUUCACCAGCUGCUGCGGCAUGGAUUCCGGCUCUCUGUUAUUUCCUCUACAGUUCUCUCGGACCACUGUCCAGCGUCUUGUCUGUGAGAUAUUCGUACAGGACAGUCACACUUAUCGGUGGAACAUUCGCUGCAGCUGGAAUGAUGCUGAGUUACUUUGCAAGUUCGGUCGGAUAUCUUUGCGUGAGCUACGGAGUCCUCGUGGGAAUUGGUGCAGGUUUGGCUUUCCCGCCAACGGUCUACAUAGUCACAUCGUACUUUCUGAGAUUACGGGGACUUGCUAACGGUCUAUGUAUUUCUGGGAGCGCCCUUGGAUCAAUAUUCUUACCACCUGUGCUCCAAAUACUUUUGGGAGAGUACGGUUACAGGGGUGCCGUGCUGAUAAUGGGCGCUCUGACUCUGAACGUCUGGGCCUGUGCGCUUCUUUACGACCCGGUUGAGAAGCACUUGGUACCAGCGAAACGUCCAGAGGACACGGAGGAUCCGGAAGAGGCGGAUAGAAUAUCGAUAAACGUGACGACGCCGGAGGAGGAGAAGAACCCGACGAGUCUGCUGAUAGUUCCGCAAUCGAACGGACGGGAUCCGACGGUGCCGAAGAGCGCUUCGAGCGUGGCCUUGGAAAACUAUCGGAACACCCCGGUUCAGGGUAGAACACGAAAGGUGAGCAUGCCAGUCGGGAAGGACGUUGCUGCCGGGCAAAUGCACAGCACACCGGCACUGCACGUCGUUCCUGAGCGGGGUGACUUCGAGAGUUGUAAAUUGAGGAGUAGGCGAGCACCUCCAAGGUCACCGAGCGCUUCGUCCUUCAACUACAUAAGCACGCCGUAUCACGGCAGCACGCUGUCGGCCCUCCACCCCGAGCACGCCUCGACCUUGACGCUGAACGCGAUAUCGAGCACCUUCAGAAAGUCACCGGAAAAGAAACCGGGGGAAUUGGAUGAGAAACAGGAGUCGAAGAACAAGUUCUUCGACGUCAGUCUGUUGAAGGAUCCCAUUUAUCUGGUAAUUCUCAUAUCGAACUCGACCAACGCCGUCAGCUAUACCAACUUCGUUAUACUUCUUCCCGCCUACGCGAUAAAGCUCGGUUUCGACAAGAGCAUGUCGUCUCUGCUUCUGUCCAUCGUAUCGAUCCUCGAUCUAACGGGGCGAAUCGGCGGAUCCGCCAUGUCCGACAUCAAGAUAAUGCCGAAGCAUUGGUACUUCGUUGGCGGUCUUCUAAUUUCCGGAAUAUCACUAGCUCUUCUGCCCUUCGCCACCACCUACACAAUGCUGGCUGUUUACUGCGCGAUUUUCGGCCUCUCCUCGGGAAUUUACGUCGGUAUUACAGCCGUUAUAAUGGCAGACAUGUUGGGGAUGGAAAAGCUCACAUCGUCUUACGGGAUAUCACUUUUUGUUAACGGUAUCAUACAGCUGGUUGGACCACCGAUAUGCGGAUUGGUCUUCCAAGAGAUCGGGAGCUAUGGUCCGAUUUUUACCAUCUUGGGCCUCGUACUCGUUGCUGGUUCAUCGCUUUGGGGAUUCGUACCCUUUAUUUACAGAAAGCAAGCGAGAGAUCUAGCUAACGAGCAAGCUGCCGCACAAAAAUUAUAGCACCAAUACCCUAAAUCGCGCACAUUCUUGAUCCUAGAUCGUAUUCUCGAGGCGGUAACGUUCGGGGAUAAAUAUUUAAUCUUCAGUUUCACAUGAUACAUAUUACCGUAUAUUAUAUGUAAACAUUUUUUCUCAAUUAUACCAUAUAUUAUAAUGGUGGUACGAAAGUUACGCAAGUGAUAUGAUAAGAGUGAGUUUGCAAACUCUGUGAUUUAGUGCGACCUACUAUAUGUAUAUCAUCUAUUACAUCUUUAACAAUUAUCCUUAUCAUCGUAUGACUACAAUCGCACUGUCAGUAGUGGACUAAAAUUAUAUUUUAUAUGUCAAUUUCUAAGACAACUUCAGCACGCAUUAAACGCGAUUGUCAUCGGAUCAUUCAAGUAGAUUAAUUAAAUCGCUACCAUAAUAUACAUAUACAUUAUAUAUGUAUCGCGUAUAAAAUGUCUGACACUUAUAUCGCCAAAUCAUAAUUGCCUCUAUAAUAUAAUGUCAUGUGGACGCCAAAUCAUUAAACAAAUCAUAUUACAAUAGGUAUAUUAGUUGUAAUAAGCAGUGUUCAUUUUGGAUAUAGUAUACACGUGGCUAAUCUCACUUGCAAUAAGUUUAGUCAUGCUUAAACUUGUGCGAUCCUGAUUUUAUUAUUAUACUUUCUCUUACCUUCUAUAUUCACUGUAAGUAAUCGCAUCUCACAAUUAAUCAAACAUCUAAUUAUACAGCACAGUACGAAAGUAUAAUGUUGCGAGAAAAUAUCGGUAAUUUUAAUUACCACUUUUCCGCGAACUAUAUAAUUCAUGUAUAUAUUUAAAAAUUCAGUAUAGGUAUUACAAAUUACAUAUACAUACAUAUACGGUGCCUGUAAAUUACUUAUAAUAAUGAUAAACUCCACUGAAGUUUUUAUAUAGAAAGUAUUAUAUACAUUUAAGAAACGUAUUUAGAAUACGUUGAAUAGGUGUCAAUACAUGUGUAUACCAUCGUGUAGGUAUAAGGGGUAUAACGAUGAUGUUUAUGUAUAAUGUAUAUACAUACGAGAGAUGUAUUCUCUAUAUUUCGAUCUCUGCAAAAAGGCAUAGACAGUCUAUGAUUUGAGAUUCAAUAAAUUUCAAUGACAUUCUGUCAUAACUUCGAUAGGGAGUAUUCACUAUAAUGACUAUUUAAUUACAAUUUUUAUAAUAAAACUAAUUUUCUAAAAAGCCAAAUACUUCGUACACUUACAUAAUCGAGAUGUUACAGCACGAAUUAUGUUAUAUGUUUAGGUGAUGAUCAGCGCUGGUAUAAUUAUCAGUCAGUUUAAGUGUAGUAUAUGUAUGGAUGUAUAAUGGAUGGGGGUGUGUAUGUAUAAUUCAGCACGUUCGUAUCUUUAUUAUUAUUCUUCGCAUGCCAAGGUAUCAAAUAUUAACAACAAUACCUACUCAAAUUUUUGUAGAUUAAUCAAAUUUGAGCAAAACGAUGAAAAUAAUAUUCGACGAAUUGCCAUACAGGCUUUGUAUUUACUAUUGCCGUUCUCACUUGUAUAAAAACAAAACUUGUGACUGUAGGUAAAAAAACAAAAAACAAAAGCAACAGUUUCGAGAGACCGCCUUUCGUCUAAUGAUAAUAAUAAUAAUGAACAAAGAUUACGGAUUGUAAUUUAGUACAGAAUUGUAUUUCUUUGAUUUUACUGAAAUGUGUUGGCUUGAAUAGUACGUUCACAGACCCGAACAUAAUUCUGGCUGUUCCUAUAAACAGUUUGUGUUUGCUUGCAAAUAUAGUAAGAGAUGAUGACUACACGGGAAGUUUUUGAAAUAUAUAUUUACUGUUAUGUUUAAUUUCAUGCAGCUACGUUUGACUAAAUUUCAAUUGAAUACUAGAUUGCACUUCUAAAUAAUGUACUUCCAUUUAGUCUAGAGAAAAUAAUUGUUAUCGAAUCAUACGUACGAGAAUGUUAGAAGUUAAAUCCUCUGAAAUGUUGCGAAUGAUAGGAUUGACCCGUGUGCAGAAGACCUACGUACAAGUACUUGGUCACAUAAUUGUUGUUCUGAAAUAUUUUACAGAUUUUGUCGGUGAAAUUUCAUAAUAUCUUUUUUCAAAUCAAUAGAAAUCAAAUGAUAUCUACCAGAGGUUCAAAGAUGCUGACCGAUGUUUGUCAUUGUUUGCCUUACAGAAAUAGAAUAAAUUAUUCAUAUUCUUGUAGUACUUUUGGUCCUUGACAUAGAACUUAUUUGAAAAUUGUUCAAACUCUACAAACAAAUACCUAUGUACAUUCUUAAACGUGGGGAAAUCAAAGUACACGAGUCAGUUGGCUGGGUACAUAAAUACAUCAUUUAAUUGUCAUAUAUUCACUUUUUAAAGAUAGUGUUAACAUUUCAGUACGUCAAUGAGAAUUUACAAUGUUAUCAUGAGAAGAAAACAGCUAAUAGUUAUUUUGUAACAAACAAGACAAAAGUAGAUUUGAUAUUGCCGCAAUUUUGAAAUCACACAGCAUGUAGUAAAUUUGAAAAUGAAUCCAAAAUGAACUUUCUGGAUUAGACACACAUUUGCAUCGUCAAAAUUAUAAUAAACUGGCUACAUAUUUCAACAAAUAAAUAUUAUAGUUUUUAUCGGUGUUUAUGCAUGUCUUUCAGAUUUUUAUUGCGAACUUUUAAUUCAUAGUAUGAUAGACAAACAUUGAAAAUGCGUGAUUAUACUGCAUCGUACUUACAAUAAUCAUGCGUUUUUUUCUGUCCAUUAUCAACUCAUGAGUAAGAGUUCAACAAUUUGCGUUUAUUUUGAUUACUUUCAAAUUCAUUGGUGAUUAUAGAUGAUUUUAACGGUACAAAACUUUGUCAGCAUAUUUUUACUUGGUCCGUAACUUUUUCAGUAUUGAAAGAGAAGGACAUUUUGUAAGUCAUAUUUAAUAGUUUACAGUCUACCAGGAAAAUUAAUUACAUUAAUUAUGUAACUGCUCAUAUAUAGUAUAAGGCUGAACAGCCCAAUGCAAGAUACGAAUACCGAAAAAAAUACCAAUUCUAGAUCGUCGUAUACUGCUCCCAGCGUCACAUCGCUGUAUUUCCAUUGAAAGUUAGCGCAUUUAAAAAAUGCCACGUAUAUUUCCUAUAACAGAAAUGAAAUGACGGUAACAUAAACACCAGUGCUUUGAUUUAUUAAGACAUGAACAGGUAAAUUCUAUCACAAGUAACGUAACAAAAAACAGAUAUUUCAUAAAAUUUCUGAAUUCGUUAGCAAAUAUAGUUGUCCGUAAAAACUUGACAAUACCAAACACGCACCUCAUGGUUUCCAUGCAACCAUACUCAUUUUGCUAUUCAACUCUUGUAGAAUGAGGGAACAAGUGAGCUGCUUAUCAGGUGAAAGUGCACUGACACCUUCUGGUUCAUCGUCAUCAUCUCCUGCUCCGCUGCUUCCACCUCCUUUACCCUUGCCUUUACCCCGUUUCUUCUUUUUUUUAUUGAGCUGCCUACAGUCUAUAUCGUUUCCCAAUUCCGCGGCGCGCUUAAUCUGGUAUUCGAAAGAUACAAAUGAUUAGAUACAGAUCAUUUCGUCACAUCACCUUUAGGUGUGAUAACAAGAAAAUAAAUUCGCUGCAAUAAAAAUAUAAAAAGUACUUCGUAGUCCUCAGUUAAAUAGAAUGACGGUAAAUUUUGGAUAAAAUGAUAUCAAGAGUAAGCCUGGAAAGUAUGCAAGUUCUUUAUUUCAAUAUAUUCUAAUUGAAUUUCAGGUGACUUAUCUAUUAAAUGUUUUGUAACUUUCACACAAAAGUUCAGUAUAGAGAAAGUCAAAUACCUUAGCACUUUUCCUCGUUUGCUUAUCGUAUUCCAAAGCGUCGUAGUAAUUAGGUUUCUCGCGCUUAACGCGAUUUGUUCGUCUAGUUUUCAUUACCCCUCCUUCAGGGCUUGGAGGACUCUUAAUCGAGUUCCGA
Molecule: messenger RNA, 6616 nt
Organism: Neodiprion virginianus
Lineage: Eukaryota; Metazoa; Arthropoda; Insecta; Hymenoptera; Diprionidae
Gene: hrm
Product: monocarboxylate transporter 13
Exons: 5
Coding region: 811-2724 (637 amino acids)
Biological process (GO): transmembrane transport; monocarboxylic acid transport
Molecular function (GO): monocarboxylic acid transmembrane transporter activity
Source: RefSeq, a predicted model, not a curated record